AUGGUGCCCCUUCCCAGCAGCCCAGUUGAUGCCAUCAGCAUAAGAGCUAUGUUCCCCUUUGUGAUACAGGCCAUUCAGAGAAUGCCAGGCUAUUAUGUCCUGAGAAAGAAUCUCCUGAGUGAAGAUAAUCAGAGGAAAAAGUCAAUGAUUUACACUGUCUUUUGGGGAGAUAUUGCCUUAGAUGUUGAAGACUUAAAAAUCUUUCAGAUUGAUAGGACAAUUGAUCUUACACAACAUUCAGAGGGGAAAAAUGGACAUAAUACUGGUGGCUUUGAAGAACGUGAGGUGUCAAAAAAAAGCAAUGUUCUCUAUCAGCUUAUAGACAGGAUAAGAAGAAUCGAGUCAGGUUUUGAACAAAAAAAUAAAACAAAGGCAAGACCAACUUUAACAUUCUCAGGGAACAAUGAGAGAAAAAGAUUUUCCCGGGCAGCUACAUCACGCACAGAAAGAAUAUGGCCAGGAGGUGUGAUUCCAUAUGUCAUAGCAGGAAAUUUCACUGGCAGCCAACGAGCAAUGUUCAAGCAAGCAAUGAGACACUGGGAAAAAUAUACCUGCGUUACAUUCAUCGAAAGAAGUGAUGAAGAAAGCUACAUAGUGUUUACAUACCGGCCUUGCGGAUGCUGCUCCUAUGUAGGCCGAAGAGGCAAUGGUCCUCAAGCAAUUUCUAUUGGCAAGAAUUGUGAUAAGUUUGGAAUUGUUGUUCAUGAAUUGGGACAUGUAAUAGGAUUUUGGCAUGAGCACACAAGACCAGACAGAGAUGAUCAUGUCGCCAUCAUCAGAGAGAACAUUCAACCAGGCCAGGAGUACAACUUUUUGAAGAUGGAGCCUGGAGAAGUGAAUUCUCUGGGAGAAGCGUAUGAUUUUGAUAGCAUUAUGCACUAUGCCAGGAACACCUUCUCAAGGGGUAUGUUUCUGGAUACCAUACUUCCUUCCCGUGAUGAUAAUGGGAUCCGACCGGCCAUUGGUCAGCGCACACGAUUAAGUAAAGGAGAUAUUGCACAAGCCAGAAAACUGUACAGAUGUCCAGCAUGCGGUGAAACCCUGCAAGAGUCUACAGGCAACUUUUCCUCUCCAGGAUUUCCAAAUGGUUAUCCUUCAUAUACACAUUGCAUAUGGAGAAUUUCAGUGACUCCCGGAGAGAAGAUUGUUCUAAACUUUACAACAAUGGACCUCUAUAAGAGCAGCCUCUGCUGGUAUGACUACAUUGAAGUAAGAGAUGGCUACUGGAGAAAAUCUCCUCUGCUUGGCAGAUUCUGCGGAGAUAAACUCUCAAACAUUCUCACAUCUAGUGAUAGUAGAAUGUGGAUCGAGUUCCGUAGCAGCAGCAACUGGGUAGGGAAAGGGUUUGCAGCCAUUUAUGAAGCAAUUUGUGGAGGUGAGAUACAUAAAAAUGAAGGCCAGAUCCAGUCUCCUAAUUAUCCCGAUGACUAUAGACCAAUGAAGGAAUGUGUGUGGAAAAUAACAGUGUCAGAGAACUACAAUGUUGGAUUAACCUUUCAGGCAUUUGAGAUUGAGAGACAUGAUAAUUGUGCCUAUGAUUAUUUAGAAGUCCGAGAUGGAAUGAGUGAAAGCAGCCCUUUGAUUGGCCAUUUUUGUGGCUAUGAUAAACCUGAAGAUAUAAGAUCUACCUCAAAUACCCUGUGGAUGAAGUUUGUUUCUGAUGGGACAGUCAAUAAAGCAGGAUUUGCUGCUAAUUUUUUUAAAGAGGAAGAUGAAUGUGCCAAAUUGGACAAUGGUGGAUGUGAACAACGAUGUGUGAAUACGCUGGGCAGUUAUCAGUGUGCUUGUGAUCCGGGUUAUGAGCUUGGGCCUGAUAAGAAGAGUUGUGAAGCUGCCUGUGGGGGUCUUCUGACAAAGCUGAAUGGGACUCUAACAUCACCAGGGUGGCCCAAAGAAUACCCCCCUAAUAAAAACUGUGUGUGGCAACUUGUUGCUCCCACCCAGUACAGAAUCUCAGUGAAGUUUGAGUUCUUUGAACUGGAAGGGAGUGAAGUGUGCAAAUAUGAUUAUGUGGAAAUCCGUAGUGGCCUUUCUACUGAUUCCAAACCACAGGGCAAAUUUUGUGGUACGGAAGUGCCUGAAGUUAUCACAUCCCAGUAUAACAACAUGAGAAUUGAAUUCAAAUCCGAUAACACAGUUUCAAAAAAAGGUUUCAAAGCUCACUUCUUCUCAGAUAAAGAUGAAUGUUCAAAGGACAAUGGUGGCUGCCAGCACGAAUGCAUUAACACUUUUGGAAGCUAUGUAUGCCAAUGUCGGAAUGGAUUUGUGCUUCACGAAAACAAACAUGACUGCAAAGAAGCUGAAUGCGAACAGAAAAUCCACAGCCCAAAUGGAAUUAUCACAAGCCCCAACUGGCCUGAUAAGUACCCAAGCAGAAAGGAAUGCAGCUGGGAAAUAAGUGCCACACCUGGUCACAGGGUCAAAAUAGUAUUUAUUGAGUUUGAAAUUGAACAACAUCAGGAAUGUGCUUAUGACCAUCUGGAGGUGUUUGAUGGAGAAAAUGAAAAAUCCCCAAUUCUGGGGCGUUUAUGUGGAAAUAAGAUACCAGAUCCUCUUAUUGCCACAGGAAAUAAAAUGUUUCUUCGAUUUAUCUCUGAUGCAUCAGUUCAAAGGAAAGGCUUCCAAGCAACCCAUUCAACAGAGUGUGGUGGCCGCCUGAGAGCUGAAAGCAAAAUGAGAGACCUUUACUCUCAUGCUCAGUUUGGUGAUAAUAAUUAUCCAGUUCAAGCAGAUUGCGAAUGGUUGCUGGUGUCAGACCAUGGCUAUCGAAUAGAAUUGGUUUUUCAGACAUUUGAAGUGGAAGAAGAAGCAGACUGUGGUUAUGACUACUUAGAAGCCUUUGAUGGCCAUGAUACAUCUGCUCUGAGGAUUGGCCGGUUUUGUGGAUCAGGGCCCCCGGAAGAAAUUUAUUCAGCAGGUGAUUCUGUUUUACUCCAUUUUCAUACAGAUGAUACAAUUAACAAAAAAGGCUUUCAUAUACGAUACAAAAGUAUAAAAUAUCAAGAUAAUGUUCACACUCAAAAAUAACACAAGACACUCCAAAAUUAAACAGAGAAUGACUGUUUCGAAGGGGUGGAAGGAUUCUUUAAAAAAAUACUGACAGUAUUAGUAAAAAGCAAAGAUUUUUUUUAGCCCAUGAUUGCAAACAGAGGAAAAACUGAAACAUCUCACUCUUAGAUAAACUCCUCUUUGUAGAGGGACAGAGACAUUAUGGUGACAACAUAUGGUCUCCAUUCAUGGUUGUCUUUGCAAACUGGUGAAAAGAUAUUGCAUGCUUCCAAGGAGACUGUAAGAGCUUUGUUCACAGCUUGACAAAUGCCAGGGUUGUUUCCAUCUUCAACGACAGGAAAAAGAUCCUGCUGACUGUAACUUUUUGACAAGUGACUUGAAUCCAGGAGAGGAGGAAAAACUCACCUGCUACACAGGUCAUGCACUUGAAAUGUUGUCUUUGUAUUUUUUUUCUUAUUCUAAUUGCAUCAGUGGCACAUCCAAGAUUUAAAAUGUACAAAGAAAAGUUGCGAGAAGAAGAAAGCUGAUUCUUUUUUUUUCUAUCCCUCAUGUAAAACCUGGAAAACUGUAUUAAAUCUGUGGGCAGUUUUGGUUCAAUAACAAAGUAGAACUCAUCGUUGUACAUUCAUGGUUCACUAUGAAUACAUCCAGACUUUGGAUAUUGUCUGUAACUGAGGGUAUUAAGUGUAUUUUUUGCUGAAGUACUGUAGUAGGCUAAGCCCUUACAUAAGACUAUGAACCAAAUCGGAAUUGGUCUUUUGCCAGCCUAAGGCAAACUUCUUCCCAGUGAUCAGCAGACAGAACCAGGACCAGAAUAACUCAACACAUCCAUCAUAAAUUUCAUUCCACUGGCAAAAAUGAACUGUCACUCCACAUUUCCUGGGAAAUGUUUGUGAACGAACUAAUCAUUUUAUUAUUAUUUUAAGCCAAUAAAAAUGAGGAAACAAGUUGUUUCAACAACAAAAAAAGCAAUUGAAAAAAGGAUUUUUUUUUCUUUUGUGGUGGCAAAGACUAUUUCUAUGGUGCUAUUCCAUGAACUUUAAAAGAAAUCUCCACAUCCCAAGAUACUAGAUUUUUGAGCCAAUAACCUGCUGAUCAGAAAAAAGAGUUGUUAUGCCUUUUUGCAUAUUAACAGGGACAGCUUUCUAGACAAGA
Molecule: messenger RNA, 4164 nt
Organism: Thamnophis sirtalis
Lineage: Eukaryota; Metazoa; Chordata; Lepidosauria; Squamata; Natricidae
Source: RefSeq, a predicted model, not a curated record